AUAAAAAUUUUGAAAUCGACGCGUGCCGCGUACUUCACCUGACAGAAAAUGGCUGACUUAUAGGUGUUUAACUGGUUGCAUAUGGGAUGCAUUCAACACCUAGCGCCAUCUAGUUCAGCAGCGCUAAUUAAUUUCUUGAAAAUAUUUGGCCUAUAAAGAUUCAGGCCCCUGAUUUGUAUUUUUUGUAAUCAUUUUAGCUUGGGCUUGUGCUGUGCUUUUUUAAAUAUAAUCAGCCUUAUUUUAUAACUAAAAUAGUAAAUCUUUACAAAAUGAAGACUCGAUUUAAUACGUAUGACAUAGUUUGUGUUGUCACGGAAUUACAAAGACUUAUAGGAAUGCGAGUUAACAACAUUUACGAUAUAGAUAACAGGACAUAUCUAAUUAGAUUUCAAAGAAACGAAGAAAAGCAAGUAUUAUUGCUCGAGUCUGGAAACAGAAUUCAUACAACUAAUUUUGAAUGGCCUAAGAAUGUUGCACCGUCAGGAUUUAGUAUGAAGUUGAGGAAACACUUAAGAAACAAGAGAAUAGAAAGUCUUGCACAAUUAGGGACUGAUCGUAUUAUAGAUAUGCAAUUUGGUAGCGGUGAAGCUGCAUACCAUGUGAUAUUAGAACUUUAUGAUAGAGGUAACAUAGUAUUAACUGAUUAUGAGAUGACUAUUUUAUAUGUGCUGAGACCUCACACUGAAGGAGAUAAAGUAAAAUUUGCUGUUAGAGAAAAGUACCCUCAGAAUAGAGCAAGAGAGAUAGAGGAUGUUACAAAAGAGAAAAUUGUUGAAAUUCUGGAAAAAGGAAAGGUGGGAGAUCAAGUUAAAAAAGUUCUACUCUCAAAUUUAGAAUAUGGUCCAGCACUUAUUGAACAUGUUUUGGUAAAGAAAGGUAUUCCAAACUCAGCAAAAAUUGGAAAGACAUUUGAUAUUAGUCAAGAUAUUGAUAAAGUUGUUGAGGCUAUAAAAGAAGCAUAUAUUAUUUUUAAAAAUGCUCAAAAUGAAUCUUCUAAAGGCUAUAUAAUACAAAAGAAGGAAGAAAGGCAAACAAGUGAUAUAUCAAACCAGGUGGCAGAUUUUUAUUCUAAUCAGGAAUUCCACCCAAUGCUUUUUGAACAGCAUAUAAAAUUACCACAUAAAGAAUUUGAAACAUUUUCUCUUGCUGUAGAUGAAUUUUUUUCAACAUUGGAAAGCCAAAAAUUAGAGCUUAAAGCUGUACAGCAAGAAAGGGAUGCACUAAAAAAGCUUGAAAAUGUUAGGAAAGAUCACAACCAACGUUUGAAAGCACUAGAAGAAUUGCAAGAAGUUGACAAGCAGAAAGCAGAACUGAUUACCAGAAAUCAGGAACUUGUAGAAAGAGCAAUACUUUCUAUUCAAAUGUUACUAGCAAACCAAUUAUCAUGGGAAGAUAUAAAUGACUUGGUAAAAGAUGCUAUUUCAAAUGGGGACCCCAUAGCGAGUGCAAUUAAAGAACUAAAAUUGGAAAUUAACCAUAUUAGUUUGUUUUUAACCGAUCCUUAUGCAGAACCCACUGACAGUGACGCUUCAGAUGAAGAAAAUGACAAUAAAAUUCCAUCUAUGAUUGUUGAUGUUGAUUUGGCACUUUCAGCUUUUGCUAACGCUAGAAGAUACUACGACCAGAAAAGAACGGCAGCAAAAAAACAGCAAAAGACUAUUGAGUCUCAAACAAAGGCGUUAAAGUCGGCAGAGAGAAAAACAAAGCAAACUCUAAAAGAAGUGCAAACUAUUACAAAUAUAAAUAAGGCCAGAAAAGUUUAUUGGUUUGAAAAGUUUUACUGGUUUAUUAGUUCAGAGAAUUAUUUGAUUAUAGCAGGACGUGAUCAACAGCAAAAUGAGUUAAUAGUAAAAAGGUACAUGAGGUCAACUGAUAUUUACGUUCAUGCAGACAUUCAUGGUGCUAGCAGCGUCAUAAUUAAGAAUCCCGCAGGGUUGCCAGUUCCACCAAAAACCUUAAACGAAGCUGGAACAAUGGCUAUUUGUUAUAGUGUGGCUUGGGAUGCUAAGGUUGUUACAAAUGCAUAUUGGGUCUGGGGCGAUCAAGUGAGCAAGACUGCACCUACAGGAGAAUAUCUAACAACAGGUAGCUUUAUGGUUAGAGGCAAGAAGAAUUUUCUACCCCCUUCACAUUUAAUUUUGGGUCUGAGUUUCUUGUUCAGGCUAGAAGAUGGUUGUGUUGAAAAACAUUUAGGAGAACGGAAAGUAGUUGCACAAGAUGACAACCUGAGCAUUCAAGAAUCUUUGAACGAAGAAGAAGUUGAAGUAGAAGUCUUGGAUGAAAGCGAUGAGGACGAACUGACAAAGAAAGAAAAAGACCUUAAAUCAAAUGAAGCUUCCCAAGAUUUAAGUAACAUCAACCAGGAGAUUGUUGAAUCCGUGAAUGAUGAAAUCAAAAGUAAAGGGAAUGAAGAUAAUGUCAAAGAGGAUGAUGAAAAUAUUGAAGAGAACGAAGAAAAUUCGUCAGACAGCGAAGAGGAUUCGAAAUUUCCUGACACACAUAUCAAAAUUCAACAUUUCGGUGGCACCAAACAUUUAGUUACUGAGUCUGUGGUAAAACAAGAAGAAAGUGAUGAAGAUAACAAAGACAACGUUAUAUACUUGGGUGACGAUAAACCUAUCAUUCUAAAACCUUCAAAUAAAAAAUCUAGAAGCAGAGGAGUUAGUGAAUCCAGUAACAAAGAAAGAUAUAGUAGACAAGGAAGUAAUGAUACUCAAACCCACAAACAACAGCAAACUAAGAGAGGCCAGAAGAGUAAACUGAAAAAAAUCAAAGAAAAAUACAGAGAUCAGGAUGAAGAAGAAAGGCAAUUGAGAAUGGACAUUUUACAGUCAUCCGGGUCCCACAAAGAGACGAAAAAGAACAAGAAGGAUAAAGAACUACAUUCGAAAAAUGUUAAAAGAGAACCUAGAAUACCCAAGGUACAAGAACCAAAAGAACCAAAUGAAGUAGAUGAAGAAGAACCUGCUGUUCAAGCAAACGUGGAUAUGAUUGACACACUUACUGGAAUUCCUUUAGAAGAUGACGAGUUAUUAUUUGCUGUGCCUGUUAUCGCUCCUUACAACACUUUGUCCAGUUACAAAUUUAAAGUAAAAUUAACACCGGGAACUGCAAAACGAGGUAAAGCAGCCAGAACAGCUGUAUCAAUGUUUCUGAAGGACCGUAGCAUCACUUCCAGGGAAAAAGACCUCUUGAAGGCUGUCAAGGACGAACAGUUGGCUAGAAAUCUACCGGGAAAAGUGAAAUUAUCAGCACCAAAACUACAGAUGCUUAGAAAAUAAGAUUUAUUUAUAUUUUUUUUAUUACUGUCAUAAUAUGUUGUUUUUUCGUUACGCGUAUUUAAUAUUUGUAUAAAUUAAUAUUUUGAAAAUAAAAAGUUGUUUGUUGAAUAUUUA
Sitophilus oryzae (rice weevil) is the source of this 3395-nucleotide messenger RNA. RefSeq names its product nuclear export mediator factor NEMF homolog (gene Clbn). Gene Ontology annotation, molecular function: tRNA binding; ribosomal large subunit binding. The record is from RefSeq and is a predicted model, not a curated record. Bases 270 to 3281 code for a protein of 1003 amino acids. Lineage: Eukaryota; Metazoa; Arthropoda; Insecta; Coleoptera; Curculionidae. Gene Ontology annotation, biological process: rescue of stalled cytosolic ribosome; ribosome-associated ubiquitin-dependent protein catabolic process. The transcript has 17 exons. Gene Ontology annotation, cellular component: RQC complex.